AUGAUUACAACGAGCGCGAUCCCUAAGGAAUGGGCGGACAAACCAUGGCCUCUCAUCACCACCCCCCAAUGUCAGGGCCACGAUAUCCACUCUCACUUCUCCGUUUUCAUGGCUACCGACAUGUGUCACGUCCACAACCUUUUUAUUCGUUCAAUGAAUAGUAUCUAUCGACAGUCACCCUACGUCACCAAACCAGCCGACGUUGCGGAUCUUUUGUUCUACACCAAAUGUCUUGUCGACUGCAUCAACGCCCAUCAUGACAGGGAGGAGAAAUACCUCUUCCCCAGGCUUAUCGAAUACACCAAAGACCCGGAUAUUAUGGCCGUCAACCAAGCUCAACAUGCGCAGUUCCAUGGGAGGGCGUUCCAGGGGAUUAUCGAUUCAUUUGUGACACCACUCUUCCAACAUCUCAGUGAGGAGAUAGGGACCAUUCUCGCGCUGAAGAGCUUCCCAAGCCAGGAUCUCAAGUUGCUCUGGACCCGGGCUGAAAAACAUAUCAAUAAGGUUGGCAGCUUCGAUGAGAUGUUUCCUCUCGCAUUUGGCUGUAUUGAUAACGGGUUUGAAGCGGGACAGCAUAAGUUUCCGCCGGUGCCGAAAGUGGUCAACUUUGUAGUUAAAUAUUGGUUUGCAAGAAAGCAUCAGGGAGCCUGGAGAUUUAAUCAUUGUGAUAUGUGGGGAAAUCCCCGGCCGUUGUAUUUCUUACCGGAGGGAGAAAGGGAACUAGCGACCUAG
Molecule: messenger RNA, 732 nt
Organism: Aspergillus tanneri
Lineage: Eukaryota; Fungi; Ascomycota; Eurotiomycetes; Eurotiales; Aspergillaceae
Product: hemerythrin domain-containing protein
Exons: 3
Coding region: 1-732 (243 amino acids)
Source: RefSeq, a predicted model, not a curated record